AUGAUUUUCAAAGGCGGCCUGCCCGAGUGGCGUCCAUACGGCAACUCGCUGCUCUCGGUGACGCCCGAGGAGAUCAGCAAAUUCGACCUGUCGGACAAGUCGUCGCUGACGGGCGUCGUGAUUGCGGUGCCGGCAACCUGCAUCUCGCUCAUCACCGUGAUCGUGUCGCUGCGGCUGCUGCUGCGACGACACACCAUCGGCCGUCUCUUGGUGGACGACUACCUGAUCGUGCUCGCGUCCGUCUUCACGAUCGUCGUGUGUUCCUCCGUGCUUGCCGCCUCCCAGUAUGGUCUCGGAAAGCACAUCUGGAACCUGGACUUUGUCACCAUCAUCCCGCACCUGAAGAGAUGCAUCCGGUUCAUGUUCGUGGCCAACGUCUUUUACGCCCUGGCCAUCUGCUUCACCAAACUCUCAAUCGUGUCGUCGUACGUCUACAUCUUUGAUCCGCACGGCCGGCUCAAGGUGCUCAUGUACGGGACGGCAACCGUGAGCACCGGCCUCGGCAUCGCAGCGCUGCCGGCCACCAUCUUCGAAUGCCUACCCGUGCACGCGGCCUGGGACGUGACCUAUGUCGGCGCCAAAUGCUACACCUUUGUCGACUUUCUGUACGCCAGCACGGCCAUCAGCGUGGUCACCGACAUCAUGCUCUGCGUCAUACCGAUCCCGCUCCUCUGGCGGCUACAGCUGCCAUUGCGCCAGAAGCUGCUCAUCUCGACCCGGUCGACGUCACACGUGAGAUGCCCUCUCUUCAUCCGCACACCACACUUCACACCUGCUGACCCAACAGACGACCUCGUCUCGUCCGUCAUGUGGACCAUUGCCGAGUGCACCAUCGGCAUCGUCUGCGUGUCGCUGCCGCCGCUACGCUUGCUCAUCGUCCGUGUCAUGCCGGACCUGUUCCACCUCCACAGCAGCCAGUCCAGCCGGCCGACCGAGGAACAGUUGCCGCGAGACCAAUCAUUGAGCUCGAGCCGGAUGCGCAGACUGAAAUUCAGCCGGCUCGGCCGGUCCGAUCGGUCCGACCGAUCCGCCCACAGACAGUGGUCGCAGAAGACGGUCGACGUGGUCAUGCUGUCGUCGGUGUCGUCGCAGCCGUCACAGCUGCCCCAGCCGUCGUGGAUGCCACGGACGCCACCCAAUAAUGCCUUUAUCCUGCCGCGCCACCAGAGCCUCGGCAUUGGGGAUAUAGGCAUGUCCGUGAUGAUCAGCGCCGGCCCCGACACCUAUCACGACCGAGGCUGGGACCGAGACCGCGCCCGAUCCACGACCUUGGCUACUACCGCCACCGACAGCACGCUCGUCGGCUCUCCCAAGGUCUCGUCCAUGCUGACAACGGCUGACGGAAAGGCACGACAGUCGCUCGGCUCCCUGCACGACUCAGAGGUCCCGUUGAGCUUGGGGUGA
This is a messenger RNA of Grosmannia clavigera kw1407, 1404 nucleotides long. Its product is annotated as plasma membrane protein. The record is from RefSeq and is a predicted model, not a curated record. NCBI's taxonomy places the organism in Eukaryota, Fungi, Ascomycota, Sordariomycetes, Ophiostomatales, Ophiostomataceae. The coding region runs from base 1 to 1404 and encodes 467 amino acids. The transcript is spliced from 5 exons.